GAAGUGUGGGAGCAACUAUGAAAGCACUGCGUUCUACGCUGCCUCUGUUGCCCUUGAUGCUGCUGUGGGCUGUUUGUAGUGUGUCGCAGGUGCAGGCGGAGGUCAAAACGGUCAAGCUGUGUGGCCGUGAGUUCAUCCGGGCCGUGGUCUACACCUGCGGAGGGUCCAGGUGGAGGAGGCUGCUCACUCCACAGAACAUGGAAGGGAUUUUGAAUGGAGAGCAGAACAGCGCUGAGGACCUGAGUGAGAGCGAAGGAUUAGACCUGUCGACACGAGAUAUAAACCACCUGAUGACCAACAUGUGCUGUCAGGUGGGCUGCCAAAAGAGAGACCUCACCUACCUGUGCUGAGGAGCGGACACACACUCUCACACGCUCAGUGGUGUGUAAGGGAUCCUAAGGCCAUUACUAAAGAUCAGCUCGCUCUACGGCUCAUGGCAUGAAAGAUAAUUGGCAAAUCAGUGAGUGCCUGUAAAAUAAGUGUUAAGGGCAUAUAAACAAACAUUUAGUAGCCAAACCAUGUUGUUUAAAUAUGUGUUCAAUAUUAUACAAAAGGUUUGUGGAGAAAAAGAGAUUUCAUGCCAACUAUUUUAUGUUUUCAAAUAAUUUCAGUCUUGAAUUGUAUAUUUUGCAAGUUUUGUCUAAUAAAUUUUGCUGCAUAAUCAUGGA
Molecule: messenger RNA, 668 nt
Organism: Colossoma macropomum (tambaqui)
Lineage: Eukaryota; Metazoa; Chordata; Actinopteri; Characiformes; Serrasalmidae
Gene: insl5a
Product: insulin-like 5a
Exons: 2
Coding region: 18-350 (110 amino acids)
Cellular component (GO): extracellular region
Molecular function (GO): hormone activity
Source: RefSeq, a predicted model, not a curated record